UGUUGUUGUUUGUCUGGCAGUUGAGGAGCAAGCGCACCACACACCACCACCACUGACUGGCACCAACCAACCACCAACAACCAACCACCACCACGAAGCAAGCAAGCAAGCAAGCAAGCAUGGUGAAGGCGUCUGAAUCGUACGUGGUCAUUGACACGUUUGUCGAGGAGGAAGGCCAUGAACUCGACGUGAACGACGUCAUGGCUGACCAUGGCGCAACACUGGGCCAGCUGUUUACUGUCUGCCGCCAGUGGACACCGAAAGUGCAGUCCAAGAUUGGCGACAUCGUCAACGAGUUUCUGUGCCGCGGCGCAAGCCCCAACGAUCGCGACGCCCUGACUGGCGACACCCUCCUCCACUUUACCUGCAAGGCGGGCGCGGUUGGUCUUGGCUGCGAGCGGGAGGCGGCGAUGGCGGUCAAGCGGCUGCUCGAUUCUGGCGCAUCGCCCAAUGCCCAGAGCAAGUGGACGGGCCUCACCCCUGUCCACACCGCAGCCAUGUUCGGCUUUGAACAGGGCCUCAAGUUGAUGCUGGACGGUGCGCGCCGCGUGCAAUGCAACGCAAAAGCGUCGUCAUAUGACGCGCAGACGCCGCUGCAUCUUGCUGUGCAGGGCCGCCAUAUGGGGUGCAUUGCACUCCUGCUGAACCACGGCGCCAGUCGCACCCAGCAGGACGACGCGGGCAAGACCCCAUACGACUAUGCCCUCGAGGCACAACGCAACGCAAAGGGCCAGGCUGAGCGCGACGACGUGGCGAGUGUGUGCCGCCUGCUCCGAGAACAGCCCGACACAGCAUCAUCAUCAUCAUCAGCAGCAGCAGCGUCGUCGUCGUCAUCCAGGGCCAGUGCCACCACCAGCGGCAGCGUUCGUCGUGGCUCCAGGGGCAGUGUUGCUGCCAGGGCCUCGGUUGCCACCAUCGAGGUUGGCGACCGGGUGACCAUCAGCGGGCAGCGCGUGGGGACGGUGCUCUACCGUGGCCUCGUCGACUUCAAGCCCGGCCGCUGGCUCGGCAUUGAGCUCGACUCGCCCCAGGGCAAGCACGAUGGAACGGUGCAGGGCAAGACCUACUUCACGUGUCCCGACGGACAUGGUGUGUUUGUGCUUGCUGACACGGCAAGCCUGCUAACCAAAGGCCCCAAGAACACAACAUCAGCAGCUACAACCAGCAGCAAGGGCGGCAAGAGGGCUACACAUGCAACAACAACAGCAGGGACAACGAAACCAACAACAAGUGCAACAGCAACAGCAGGAGCGUCGUCAUCGUCGUCGACAGCAUCACACGUCCCGUCAACGCCACGGCGACAGCAGCGCGGUGCCGGCUCCACGGGCGCGUCGCCCUCAUCCCGCAUCCCAUCGCGCAGCCCGAAAGGUGCGGGCAAGAGCCCGCGUGGGCGGGUGUCGUCCGGCAGCGGCAAGGUCGGUGUUGGCUCUCGCGUCACCGUCAACGGCAAGCGCGGCCAUAUUCGCUUCAUCGGAGACACAGAGUUUGCUGAUGGAAUGUGGCUUGGCGUUGAGCUGAGCGAGCCUGCGGGCAAGAACGACGGCACGGUGCAGGGCAAGCGAUACUUUACGGCCAAGCACGACCACGGCCUCUUUGUACGGCCGACGCGUGCCACCGUGCACGGCGUCACCGUUGACAAGCUCCUCGCGUGACAUGACUGCUGCCUUGUAGCAAUGCACACCUUGCUGUUUGUGGUUGCCUUAUUUACACCACAUACACACGCAAAGACACACACCUUCACACACACACACACACCUUCACACACACACACACCUUCACACACACACACACACACACACACACACACACACACACGCACACACACACAUUCACACACCUUUCUCUUGCGUUGUCGACAAUUAUGAACAUGAUGGUCAA
This is a messenger RNA of Salpingoeca rosetta, 1878 nucleotides long. RefSeq lists its product as uncharacterized. Bases 120 to 1652 code for a protein of 510 amino acids. The transcript has 11 exons. Gene Ontology annotation, biological process: cytoplasmic microtubule organization. Gene Ontology annotation, molecular function: microtubule plus-end binding. Gene Ontology annotation, cellular component: microtubule plus-end; cytoplasm; nucleus. The record is from RefSeq and is a predicted model, not a curated record. NCBI's taxonomy places the organism in Eukaryota, Choanoflagellata, Craspedida, Salpingoecidae.